Messenger RNA from Trematomus bernacchii (emerald rockcod), 3086 nucleotides. It is a transcript of the gene lrrc75a, whose product is annotated as leucine rich repeat containing 75A. NCBI's taxonomy places the organism in Eukaryota, Metazoa, Chordata, Actinopteri, Perciformes, Nototheniidae. The record is from RefSeq and is a predicted model, not a curated record. The transcript has 5 exons. The coding region runs from base 755 to 2098 and encodes 447 amino acids.
UGUCAGCCCGCGGAGCCGCAGCCUGUGUCGAACUGAGACGCCAGUGCGGCUGCUUCCUGCUCCGGAGCGGAUGGAGACUCAACCUUGGAGAAGGACGAAUGCGGGGUUUGUUUCAGCCUAUGCGUGCCUUUCCAGCGGCGGAAGGACAGGGCAGAGCGAGCAGCAGACAUCAGCGGUGAUCUUCAGGAGACGUAAACAUUGCCAUGCCCUGCUGCAUGCACCACCUUCUGCGAUCCGUCUCCUCCUUGUCCUCCGAGCUACUGUUAACAGAAAACAGCAGAGAAGAGUAGGAAAAUAACCCUGCUGCCGAAGGUACAUUAUUUUAGAGAUGUGGUGAAGUUGCGUGUGGGAUAGGAGGCUGCAGCCGUCUGCACUGAAGGCAUCCUGCAUCCUGACUGCUGUGUCCGUGUUUUGCGGUCAUGCUGCAGGCAGCAUCCUCCGAGCUGUUCCCGACCUGAGCUGCUCUCUCUGGGAUUUACAAGUUCCUGAAAGCAGACAACUAGUAGCUCCAAUUCCUAAUGUUAUGGAGUAGUGUUUUGUAUUCUUGGACUUUUCCUUCUUCUUUGUAACACUGAACAUUUUUCCUUCGCAGUUUGGAGUUGUAUUACUCACAGAUGCUUUAGCCCCAAACUGCCGAAACAUAUGAUGAUCUGCAGGCUUUUUGAGUGUCUUACCAUUACUCAAACCUGCCUCGGCAUGACUUCUUGGUAGGACUGGUCUUGUUAUUUUCACAGUUCACAUUAAACGCAACACCAUGGGUGCCAAGCAGACCAAAGGCCAGGAGCCCGGAGGACCGAGCCCUCAGCACAGCUGGAAGCGGACCCCCACCAGGGAGCGGGGGGACAUCCUGGCCUCCCUCAUGCUGAAGUCAGGGGACCGGCUGGGGCGUGGAGGGACGCCGCCGCCUUACCAGCGCCGCAUCGGCAUGAUCCAGGAGAUGAUGCUGAUGGCCAAGCAGGGCAAGCAGGACGAGGCCACGGAGAUGCUCAAGACACUCCGACAGGACCUGGGCAUGGAGUCAACCUCUCUGGAUGACGUGUUGUACCGCUACGCCAGCUUCAGAAACCUGGUCGACCCCAUCACGCAUGACCUGAUAAUCAGCCUGGCACGAUACGUGCACUGCCCCAAGACGGAGGGCGACUCUCUCGGGGCGAUGGAGAAGGUUUGUCGUCAGCUGACCUACCAUCUCAGCCCCCACUCUCAGUGGAGGAGACAUGGUCUGCUCAAGAGGAAACCUCAGGCCUGUUUGAAGGCGGUGCUGACGGCCCCUGUGUCCAACGGGUCGUUGGAUCUGUCCGGUAUUCCUCUGGCUGCUCGGGACAUGGAGCGUCUGUGUGCACACCUCCAGCGCCACACGUCCAUCCUGGGCAGCCUGGAGCUGGGCUUCACAGAUCUGACCGACGAGGCCUUCCUCCUGCUGCUGCCCACGCUGGCCGCCCUGCCUCACCUGGAGACUCUGGCUCUGAACGGGAACAGGCUGACCAGAGCCGUUCUGAAGGAGCUGACCGACGCCCUGAAGGACCCCUGCAGUUUCCCCAGCGUGACGUGGAUCGACCUGGGCAACAACGUGGACAUCUUCUCUCUGCCGCAGCCCUUCCUGCUCAGCCUGAGGAAGCGCUGCCCCAAGCAGGGGAACCUCCCCACCAUCCUGGAGUUCGGAGAGAGUCAGGCCAGCGAGCCCCCCGAGAGGCUGAGGGGGCUCGGGGAGGAGGAGGAGACGGACGACAACCGCACCGAGAGCAUGGGCGAGCUCCGGUCGGAGGUGGAGGAGGAGCUGGACGGGGAGAUGGAGAUCGAGGAGAUGAUGGAGGAGCUGCUGGACUUUGACCGGGAGGUGCAGGGGAAGGAGGACGAGGACGAGAGCAUGUGGACGCUGGAGGAGCAGAGGAGAGGGAUGGGCAGGGGGAGGAAGGGGGGGUGGAGAGGGGAGGAGAAGGAGGCGCAGGGGAGGCGGGCGCUGAUGGCGGACGAUGACGACGACACGCACAGUCUCUCCUGCUCCAGCCAGUCGCAGCACUCCUCCGGAGCCGUGGAGCCAAUGAAGGUGGAGGAGGAAGACUUGGACGAUGUGACGGACCAAUCGGAUCACUUGACCUGAUUGCUGCUUCCUGCUCCGCUUACGUUUCCCCCUCCUGUGUCGAGUCCUGUGUGGAUGGAGGCAAAAGAGGACUGUCUCCCUCAGAGGAGAGAGCUCAAAGUCAAUCCGACUGCAGUGUUCGGACGAUGUCAUCCAUAUGAGCAUGUCACUGGACACUACAUCCACUGAUCUGUGAGCGCACAGCUGAACCCAGGUGACUCGUGGUGACCGAAACACGAGAAGACAAUCCCCCACAGGACGUCUGUUUUAUCCUAACCGUCUGUUUUGAACUACCAAUAGACUGAAGGAUGAUAAAACAUAGAUUAGGCUGAUUACUUAUAUCACGUGAGGCUUUUAUGUACAGUUAAUCUUUAUUCAGGUCCUUUCCUCCUGGUAACCCUGGUGAUACCUACAUGUGCCUGUAACAUGUCCCAAGUGUGUUUAAAUAUAUAAAAAAAGUAAGUUACACACAAGCUAGUCAAGGCCGUUAAACCUUUAAAAUACUGUUUUUGCCAAAAAUCUAGAAAUGUAUCAAAUGUUUCCCUCCCACAUACAUAACCAGAUGGAUGGGAGGACAGAAGGGAAUCCAUCGUUAAGCCAACUAUCAUUUGCUUCUUAAGGAACGAACAGAUGCUCGCGCUUUAGCGGACAGACAGAAGUACUAUGAAGAUGAAAUAAGUCAGCUGAAACCAAAAGAAAAACAACUGAUAAAGAAAAGGACAGAUGAUUGUAGGGACACAAGUGUUCUGUUGUGGUCUCCAGUAUACAGUAUAGAUGUGAUGAUCUUGUUGCCGUGUGUCCCGAAGCAAAGUGUCCAGCUAUCGUGUUGAAAUAUGUCGUUGCCUUUUUCCCAUAAUCCAGGUCAUGCUUCAUUCCACAGCACGUGUGCCUCACAUGCUUACAGUGCUGUUUUUAUGUUGUACGCUGGGUUACGACCACUUCUAUCUGUACGCAGUAUGUAGCUCUCACCCGGCCUGUGCUUUCUGCUCAUGCGUCACUUAUAGUCCAC